ACAGACAAGAACCAUAACAACGGGCACGACAGCACAGGGGGUUUAAGCAUGGUGAAGAAGCCGUAUCCCUUCCACAAGCCCUUCAGCCCCAUCCGCCGCCUCCUCCGUCGAACUCUCUCCGGCCGGCACCAUCGCCGCUCGAGCACGGCAACGGCGAAAGCUACACCCGUGCCACCAACGGAAAAGCUACAGGGCCAGACGGUGAUAGUUGACGUGGAGGCCUGGCUCCUGAUGUCCCGGCUAUCCACCUUCCCUUACUUCAUGCUCGUCGCCGUCGAGGCCGGCAGCUUCCUCCGCGGCCUCCUUCUCCUGCUCACCUAUCCUCUCAUGUGCCUCUUCAGCCAUGACAUGUGCCUCAAGGCCAUGAUCAUGGUGUCCUUCUUCGGGCUGCGUGAGAAGGAGGUCCUUAGGGUUAGCAAGGCCGUUCUGCCAAAGCUCUUCUUGGAAGACGUGGCUAUCCAAGGGCUUGAGGCGGUGAAGAAGGCGAGAAAGGUGGUGGCGGUGAGCACUGUCUUUCCGAGGGUGAUGAUCGAUGGGUUCUUGAAGGAGUACCUUGGUGUGGACACUGUGGUUGGAAGGGAGGUCAUGGUGGUCGGCGGGCGUUACGUCGGAAUAAUCACAGAUGAUGCCGUCGUGGCCGCAGAGGAGAUGAUGAACAAGGGCAAGUAUGAUGAAGGGGUUGGGCUUGUCGGAGUUGGCGGCAAGAUGCACCAUUUAUUUUCCUAUCGUUGCAAGGAAACCUAUGCUGUGAGUGAGGCCGACAAGGCGGCAUGGCAGGCACUGCCGAGGGACAAGUACCCCAAGCCCUUGGUCUUCCACGACGGCCGCCUCGCCUUCGCUCCGACGUUCCCCGCCGCGAUCGCCAUGUACACGUACAUUCCCUUCGGCAUCUUCCUGGCCAUCGUCCGAAGCAUGGCAUAUAGCCUCCUCCCCUACCGCGUCUCCGUCCCGAUCGGGGCCCUCACCGGCAUGCGCUCCCGCAUCAUCGCCGGCCCGCCGGCCGACGCCAUCGAGAAAGACAAGGCCGGCGGCCGACUCUACGUGUGCAACCACCGCACCCUCCUGGACCCGAUCACCGUCGCGGCUGGGCUUCGCAAGCCCGUCACCGCGGUGACCUACAGCGUGAGCCCCGUCUCCGAGCUGAUGGCGCCCAUCCGCACGGCGCGGCUCACCCGGGACCGGGACGAGGACCGCCGGCGCAUGGCGGGGCUGCUGGCGCGCGGAAACCUUGUGGUGUGCCCCGAGGGGACGACCUGCCGGGAGCCCUACCUGCUCCGCUUCAGCCCGUUGUUCACCGAGCUCGCCGCCGAGGUUACCCCCGUCGCGCUCGAGACGCGCGUCGACAUGUUCUACGGCACGUCCACCAAGCCGGCGUCCAAAGUGCUCGACCCGCUCUACUUCAUGAUGAAUCCGCGGCCGGAGUACCGCGUCGAAUUCCUGGAGCCGGUCGAUACCACGACCGUGGCCGACGGCGAGGAGGACGGCCACGACAAAAGCCACAGCAUCCACGUGGCGAACCGGGUGCAGCGCGUGCUCGGCGAGGCGCUAGCGUUCGAGCUCACCGGGCAGACGAGGAAAGACAAAUACAUGAUGCUGGCCGGGAACGAAGGCAUCGUCAAAGUGAAGGCCAAGAAGUAGGUGCGCAUCUAGUUUUUUUAUGCAUGUGUUAUCUGUGAUGUAAUUCUUUAUUGCUUUGAUUUCUUUUCACCAGUGUUUGUAAAUGGAUUUAUUGUUGGCCUGGGUGUAUGUACAUCUACCUAUACUCUAUGUCUCUAUGUUUUUCACUUGACAUGUGUGGAAAUUCAUGUACAUAUUGAAAAAGGAAUAAAGAGAGCAAAUUUGAAAAA
Hordeum vulgare subsp. vulgare (domesticated barley) is the source of this 1847-nucleotide messenger RNA. Its product is annotated as probable glycerol-3-phosphate acyltransferase 3. Gene Ontology annotation, biological process: cutin biosynthetic process. Gene Ontology annotation, cellular component: membrane. Gene Ontology annotation, molecular function: glycerol-3-phosphate 2-O-acyltransferase activity; phosphatase activity. Bases 49 to 1638 code for a protein of 529 amino acids. The transcript is spliced from 2 exons. Lineage: Eukaryota; Viridiplantae; Streptophyta; Magnoliopsida; Poales; Poaceae. The record is from RefSeq and is a predicted model, not a curated record.